Molecule: messenger RNA, 2567 nt
Organism: Rana temporaria (common frog)
Lineage: Eukaryota; Metazoa; Chordata; Amphibia; Anura; Ranidae
Gene: TMEM184A
Product: transmembrane protein 184A
Exons: 9
Coding region: 273-1574 (433 amino acids)
Biological process (GO): transport
Cellular component (GO): early endosome membrane
Molecular function (GO): transporter activity
Source: RefSeq, a predicted model, not a curated record
UGCUGACAGUGGGCGUUUUCCUCCCCGGACAGGUGCGCUUUUAGUAGAGCGGGCGGCAGGUUUGGCAGGAAAAAGUCCUGCAGAGCCGGUCAUACACAAUAGGAGGGCAGAGACACUGGGAGGCGGGCACAGGACAGACAGGAAGAGCCCCGGACACAUCGGAUACGUGUGUGCUCGGUGUCACUCCACGAUCGCUCGGGUGUGUGCCAAUGAAGGUGAUCGCUGUGCCAGUCUAGUCCCUGGAUCCGGAGAGCAGCCCAGGCUCCGCACAGAUGAAUAACACCACGGCUGAUCAGUUCUCCACGAUGGAGCCGAAUGUGUCUCUUUCUACUCUGAUUCUCAACACAACGAGUCAAACUACGUCUGGCAGAUCGGAGGAUAUAUUUAGUAUGGACAGUGAGACUUCUGUUCAGCUUCGGACAGCUUCCAAUACCACGAUCGAUGGAGAUCAAUUAUUCCUAACGACGGCGGCCGCACAGGGCAUCUCCGGGUUGUUUGUGUGGACGGCUCUGCUGCUGACCUGCCACCAGAUCUACAUUCAUCUAAGAAAUUACACUAUCCCAAAUGAGCAGCGCUACAUCAUUCGGAUCUUGUUCAUUGUGCCCAUCUACUCCUUUGACUCCUGGCUGAGCCUCUUGCUCAUCGGCAAUGACCAGUACUAUGUGUACUUUGACUCAGUAAGGGAUUGCUAUGAAGCAUUUGUCAUAUACAGUUUCCUCAGUCUUUGCUUUGAGUACCUAGGUGGGGAGAGUUCGAUUAUGGUGGAGAUUCGUGGGAAGCCAAUAAAAUCCAGCUGUUACUAUGGAACAUGCUGUCUGCAGGGGGUGUCAUAUUCCAUUGGUUUUCUCCGGUUCUGUAAGCAGGCAACCCUGCAGUUCUGCAUAGUGAAACCCAUCAUGGCUGUUGUGACGAUAAUUUUGCAAGCGUUCGGGAAAUAUCAUGAUGGAGAUUUUAAUGUUCAGAGUGGCUACCUAUACAUCACAAUCGUCUACAACAUAUCCGUCAGUCUGGCUCUCUACGCCUUGUUCCUUUUCUAUUUUGCAACCAAAGAGUUGCUUAAUCCCUUUGAACCUGUGCUGAAGUUUCUUACCAUAAAAGCAGUCAUCUUUUUAUCGUUCUGGCAAGGAAUGCUCCUGGCCAUACUGGAGAGAGCAGGGGCCAUUCCAGAAGUCCAGAUUAUCCAUGGCAAUACAGUCGGGGCAGGCACGGUGGCUGCUGGGUAUCAGAACUUCAUCAUUUGUAUUGAGAUGCUGUUUGCAGCCAUCGCUUUGCGUUACGCCUUCACCUGCCAGGUCUACAGAGAGAAAAAGGAAAACUCAACAGCAGCAAAUGUGGCACCUAUGCAGAGCAUCUCAAGUGGUUUGAAGGAGACGAUGAGCCCACAUGACAUUGUACAAGAUGCAAUCCACAACUUCUCCCCCACAUACCAGCAGUACACCCAGCAUCCAAUGCAGGACUCUCAGCAAAAGCCACAGGGACAGAGUGAGAACAAGGCAGCAGCCAAUGGACACUCCAGCAAGAAAAAGAAGCAAAAUGAGAAAAUGAUGCUCAUCAUUUCAGACGAUGAACUCUAAGGCUGGAAAGCGCUAGCUGUGAUCGCUAGACAGAACUAUAAGACUGGAAACUGCUAUCUCUAUUCACUAGAUGGAACUAUCUGUGGCCAGUUACUGCAACUGGUUUGGUUUACUGACAUUUCAGGCAAAAGGAUCUUCUAAAGGACCCAGUGACACCCAACAUGUUCAACAAAGGACCUUUCAAGAAAAGCUAUAAACUUUUCAGCAUUCAACAGCCCCUUGGAAAUUCAUCUUGACCAUGCAAUUAUAUUGCAUGGCUACACCUGUCGGGGAAAAAAAAAACACAAAAACCUCAUUGAUUUUUUUUUUUUUGUGCAACUGAUCAUUGGCUGUGUCGGUGUUUCAUUGCUAUAUGUUGCUUCAGCUAGAAGAGCAUGGCCCUCUUUGUGUCCCAGCUUCAUAGAUCCACCUCCUUGACAAAUGACUGAUGUCUGUGUGCUCGGGGACUUUCCAGUGCCGGAGAAACCUAGAGACACUGCAGAUGGGAGCUUGUGUUCUUCACUCCUGCUGCCUACCUCUUUUCUCAUUUCAGCAGCUGUGUAGGCCAUCCUACAGUGAGCCUGGGGUGGAACUUCAGUUGGUAUGCUGGUAAUUCAACAUUAAGAAGGAUUUUAGUGAAAUUCGUAGGGCAGGGUCAUGGCGCUAUCACUGCUGAUAAUGACUGGUUGUGCAAAUAAACACAAACAAGGGUGCACUCGCCAAAAUGGUGACCCCAAAAGCCCCCCCAAAAAAAAAAAUCUCACCUGGUAAUGCAUGAGAAAGUUAAAAGCGAGUGUCCAAUUUUAAAUACCUUAAACAGUCCACAAAUGUCUUGCAGCUCUGCAUAUGGUAGAUCGGCCAAAGUACAACAAAAACUGGAUAGUACAGAUGAGAUAUUUAUCAAUGAUAAAAUAAAAAUAAAUACAGUCACAAAAGAUGUGGAGAUCAGUCGCAAAGAGCCACCAAUAGCCACAUUGGUGUGCAAGGACAAUCUACUCCCCCUUAAUGAUAGCC